Mastomys coucha (southern multimammate mouse) is the source of this 4565-nucleotide messenger RNA. RefSeq names its product pantothenate kinase 2 (gene Pank2). Lineage: Eukaryota; Metazoa; Chordata; Mammalia; Rodentia; Muridae. Gene Ontology annotation, biological process: coenzyme A biosynthetic process. The coding region runs from base 107 to 1438 and encodes 443 amino acids. The record is from RefSeq and is a predicted model, not a curated record. Gene Ontology annotation, cellular component: cytosol; nucleus. The transcript has 7 exons. Gene Ontology annotation, molecular function: pantothenate kinase activity; ATP binding.
AACGGAAGAGGAGGCAGCCGGCGUGCGCCUGCGCUCCAGAGGGCUGCGCGGAGGCGGCGAGGCGGCGCUGGGGGGCUGGCUCGGGCGGCAGCGGUGGCUGUUGCGGAUGGGAGCGGGCCGGUUUGGCGCGCCUAUGGAGCGCCAGGGCAGGGCUGCGGCCACCUCGGCCGUGGCCGGCGAGCCUGCGGACUCCGAAGCGCGGAGGCGGGAGCCGCUAAGGCGCCGAGCGAGUAGCGCGGCGCCGUCGGGGUCCGGGGCGGCGGAGAGCGUGAGACGGGAGCGGCCCGGCUCCCUCGGCGGCUCCACCUCGGCCGCCCGCCCGCGCGCCGAGGGCCUCCGGAAGAGGCGGCCGCUUUUUCCGUGGUUUGGCUUGGAUAUUGGAGGAACCUUGGUCAAGCUGGUUUAUUUUGAACCUAAAGACAUCACUGCUGAAGAAGAAAAGGAGGAAGUGGAGAGUCUGAAAAGCAUUCGGAAGUACCUGACCUCCAAUGUGGCUUACGGAUCCACUGGGAUUCGGGACGUGCACCUUGAGCUGAAGGACCUGACUCUGUGUGGACGCAAAGGCAAUCUGCACUUUAUACGCUUUCCCACUCAUGACAUGCCUGCUUUUAUUCAAAUGGGCAGAGAUAAAAACUUCUCAAGUCUGCACACUGCCUUCUGUGCCACUGGAGGUGGAUCAUACAAAUUUGAGCAGGAUUUUCUCACAAUAGGUGACCUUCAGCUUCGAAAACUGGAUGAACUAGAUUGCUUAAUUAAAGGAAUUUUAUACAUUGACUCAGUUGGAUUCAAUGGACGGUCACAGUGCUAUUAUUUUGAAAACCCUGCUGAUUCUGAAAAAUGUCAGAAGUUACCAUUUGAUUUGAAAAAUCCAUACCCUCUGCUUCUGGUGAACAUCGGCUCAGGGGUCAGCAUCUUAGCAGUGUAUUCCAAAGACAAUUAUAAGAGGGUCACAGGCACCAGUCUUGGAGGAGGAACUUUCUUUGGUCUCUGCUGCCUUCUUACUGGCUGUAGUACUUUUGAAGAGGCUCUUGAGAUGGCGUCUCGUGGAGAUAGCACCAAAGUGGACAAAUUAGUUCGAGACAUUUAUGGAGGAGACUAUGAGAGGUUUGGCUUGCCAGGCUGGGCUGUGGCUUCAAGUUUUGGAAACAUGAUGAGCAAGGAGAAGAGAGAGGCUGCCAGUAAGGAGGACCUUGCCAGAGCAACUUUGAUCACCAUCACCAACAACAUUGGCUCCAUAGCAAGAAUGUGUGCUCUUAAUGAAAACAUUAACCAGGUCGUAUUUGUUGGCAAUUUCCUGAGAGUCAACACGAUCGCCAUGCGGCUUCUGGCCUAUGCUCUGGAUUACUGGUCCAAGGGGCAGCUGAAAGCAUUGUUUUCAGAGCACGAGGGUUAUUUUGGAGCCGUUGGCGCACUCCUUGAGCUGUUGAAGAUACCCUGACUUACCAAGAGGAUUUCCUGAAACCUGCCACAGAGAUAUCUGUGGAAUUUUUUUUUUUUAAGAGACUCAAGUUUUAUGAUCGUGUACUACUCAAAUCAGAGCAAGAAACAAAUGUAUUUUUCUAAGACAUCAAGAUAAAUUCUUAAAAUUUUGUCUAACUUAGCAUUCAGUAAGGAUUUCCCCCUCUGUCUAGGCAGUGUGAAGAUUUGCUAUUUAUAAGUUCAGGGCUGAGUUAUUAACCCCUGAGGUGCUUUGGAAUCCCAGCAUUACCCACUGGGUAUACAUGGAGCUUUCUGCACUCCCACCAGCAGCUGACUGCUUGUCCUGUUGAAAUGCGAGAAUCUAACCAGUUUCAUCAGUAUGCCUUGCAGGUCAUCUGCGCUGGGUCAUGUUUAGCAUAUGUUAACAUACAGAAAAUGGGUUAUUUCAAGCUUCUGAAAACUUGACAGGUUUGUUCUGAGCCUGAUGUUAAGAGAUAGCCUGCAUUGUAGCUGAAGGCAAGGGUGGGUCUGUCCACAGUAGCCUUGGCACUGGAAUGGAAACCUCAAGCUCUGGCUGGGGAUGUUUCUGUCAUUCAGCUGUGGGUGCCAGCUCUGGGGCAACAGAAGACUCUUGUUGGUUUGGACCAUGGGAACUCAGGAUUGGAUUUGGCUGGCUAGCCUACUUGAUGGUUCCCAAUUCCCACAGGGAUAUAGCUGCCUUUUAUUACAUACUUUGGCCCAUUAGGACUGAGGGUCACACACAGCACAGUACACAGGAUGUUGCAGGGAUGGUAGUCCUGCCCUCCUCCUACUCCCUGCUUUGCCUCCUGAGAGAGAUCCUCAAAACUGUCUCUCCACCUACCAUUUGUAUCAGAAAGUUUCUUCAUCUGUGGUAGGGCUGUGCUCCUCCCUACCAUUCCUUAGGUGACUUCUAUGAACUUUUCUGGUCUGGGAGCUGGCUUGACAAGCACCUGAGCUGUGUUAUCUGACAGUUGUGACCAGUGCUUUAUAUUCAUGGCUCUGUCUUCUUACACUGAAGCUCCCACAGUGUUUAUUUAUUUAUUGGUUUUUUCGGGACAGAGUUUCUCUGUGUGGACCAGGCUGGCCUUGAACUCAGAAAUCCGCCUGCCUCUGCUUCCCAAGUGCUGGGAUUAAAGGCAUGCGCCACCACCACCACCACCACCACCACCACCCAGCUAGCUCCCACAGUGUUAGAAGAGCAAGCCUCAGGAUCACAACAGGAUGCGUGGUACUGUUCUGCACUCACCCCAUCACUGUCUAUUUCUUCUUUCCUCAGUUGUGCUCAGCUCAGUGUAUUGGGUCGUGAAGGUAACCUCAAACUUGACAAUACUAUACAGCUGAGGCUAGCCUUUGAACUACGGAUCCAGUUGCCGUCACCUCUGAAGUGCUGGGAUUAUAGGUGUGCGCCAUUAGUAAACUCUGUAAAUAGAAAGGGUUGUUUCAGAGCCUUAUCUUACCCAGUUUUCACCUGCUUCUCCUGCUUCUCUGGCUGUUGUCUCACUCUGACAGUUCCACUCUCAAGCUCAGCUGUGAGUCUCUCCAAGCUGUCUUCCUAUUGGUUCCAGCACUAUUUGCAGAAAUAUACACAUUGCACCUCACAGCCACUUCUGAACUUAGAGCCACUUGCAGUGUCUGUUAGAACCAUCUUGUCUUUUCUCAGCUUUCCAAUCCAGGUCGUUGUUUGGAUAGCCUACAGCUCCACUUCACUCCUCCCACUCAGGAAGGAAGGUUUGUGGCCCUGGAGUACGAAGUAGCUUGAACUAAGAUGGGAGCAUGGCCAGUGUAGAGAGGAAAUGUUUUGUAGGCCUCACUGGCUGGGUCUAGGAGGUGCUUGAGGAUACCUAGUUUGGUUUUAGAAUGCCUGGUUUUGAGAACCCCCAAAGCAGAGUCGUUUGGGUCAGAGACAAAGCACAGGGUGUUAUUUAUUUGUAGGAGGAGUUAGUGAACCCCAGAGUAUAAGAAAACAAGACAGAUGGGCAGUGAAGGAACAGAUUACAGGGAAACCACCUGGGGUACAGGGAUCUGGGAGUCCAAGAGAAAACUCUUAAUAAAUGGGUACUACAUAGAUGGGUUACAGGGUUGUUCAGAGGUAGCUCCAGGGUUAUGUAUGUCUGGGUGAAGCCAUGGACUGAAGCUGAGCAGUUCGGAGCUGCUCACUACCUGGGAUUAGGGUUAGGGCAAGUUCUGGGAAUGUUGCAGACUGUCAAAGGACAAAGCUAUAUACAUCAAGCCACUGCAAAUGCUGGUGGUCACAAAUGGAAUGCAUGGUGUAGUCUGGCAGCUUGUCUCAGAGGCCUAAUGCCUUUCCCCCCAUCGGUGUGCCACACCUUACCCCACACUGUGGGAGGACAUAUCAGGCCCACUGCAAAAGUUGACAGGUACAUAAUACAAAGUAUUUCAAAAUUUGCUCUUUAUUUACACGUGUUUGGGUCGAUUACAUGCAUGUUUUAUUUUUAAACAAGUGAUUAGCAAAAAAUGCAUUAAAGUUUUAAAAUAGCAAUUAAAUAUACAAAAAUAUAGCUUACAAAAACCAAUGUUUAAAAAUAUUCUGCUGCAGAAUUCUUAGUGUACAAACACGUCUAUGAAACCUGAGGCUCAGCAUUUCAUAAACCUUUUUUGAGGGAGUUAUAUCUAGUAAAUAAGCCCCAUAGGGCUAAACUACAAGACUAAAGUGCCACUCCUCCACUUUCCUGGGCAUGACUUGUCAGCAGACCUAGAAGCAAUGGCUCCACACCGUCACAUUCUCCACCGCAGCCUGGAAGGAAAGGCAUGGACGGUGCUGAGGUUUCAACCACACAAGUCCCUUAACACUGGUGAGGGCAUGAUCUGAGCUACAGCGUGUCUUUGAAACAGCAGGGGUAGCUUUCCCUGAACCUGUGAACAAAGAAACUAAGAAUCUGGAUACGUGCUGAUCUAACUGGAAUAAAAGCAUCUUGAAAUAAUUUGGGUUCUAAAGCUGAACCUGAAAACUGACAGGUGUUCAACUUAGUGAACCCAGUCCUGUUAAUCUUAUUUUAAAAACCUUUACCUGGCAUUUUAGGUCCCUACCUCUAAGAUUAAGUUAAAUACUUGGAUGGUCCCAUUUUAAGCAAUUUUUAAAAAAUAAAAAUUUAUUUUUGUGUGUA